This is a messenger RNA of Sebastes umbrosus (honeycomb rockfish), 11856 nucleotides long. RefSeq names its product girdin-like. Gene Ontology annotation, molecular function: dynein light intermediate chain binding; microtubule binding. Gene Ontology annotation, cellular component: centrosome; cytoplasm. The coding region runs from base 662 to 6766 and encodes 2034 amino acids. NCBI's taxonomy places the organism in Eukaryota, Metazoa, Chordata, Actinopteri, Perciformes, Sebastidae. The record is from RefSeq and is a predicted model, not a curated record. Gene Ontology annotation, biological process: cytoplasmic microtubule organization; cytoskeleton-dependent intracellular transport. The transcript is spliced from 36 exons.
AGGCGGAGGGAGAUGCAGAGGGAGGCGGUGCUGAGUGUCCUCCAGUCAUCCUCUCAGCUCUCUCUGUUCACUAGGUUGCUGCAUCUGAACGGUGGCAGACAGUAACAGUAACCGGCGGUUAAAUGACAUCACAAUUCAUGUGAGGUGGAAACGGACCAUUUUAAACCACGACCUUAAACCUCUGGAUUUUGUUUCGCACGGGAUAUUUUCCCUUAUUUAGUCGUGUUGGAGGAAUAUUUUCCCUUAAUGUUAAAUUCCCCUCUGUGAGACCUUUUUCCAUUAACGGUCUUUUUUUUCCAGAGCUAGCUUCAAACCAUACCCGGCUCAUGUUCUGUAGUUAGCGAGCUAAACCAGCGGAGGCUCAAACAGAGACGAUCUUUAGCUAAUGCUUUUUCCUUUAACAGAAAUGUGGCUUAUGUUCCUUCCCAUGAGGUAGCCAGAACAGCCGUUGGCAUCUCAAACAGCUGGCUCGUGUGGAGAAGAUUGUGGAUUACCGUUCCCCCCCUCCUCCAGUAUCUCAGAGAAAGCCCGGACCCGGUUCUUCAGAGGCCAUCAUGAGCGUCGUUUUAAUACAAUCAAGUACAUGAGUGGAGUGAGAACAAACACUUCUUCCUCUCAAGGACUGCUCAUUCUUUAAACGGCGCCAGUUGAUCUGGGAAAUAUGGAAAGCGAGGUUUUCACUCCUUUGCUGGAGCAGUUUAUGCAAACGCCUCUGGUGUGCUGGGUGAAGACAGUCGGGCAGGCGACAUUGACGGAUGGCACCCAGUUAUCGGAAUAUAUUGAAUUAGUGGAUGGGAUUUACCUGAACGAGAUAAUGCUUGAGAUAAAUCCUAAGGCCACGGUGCAGAGGACCAACAAGAAGGUGAACAAUGACCCCACACUGCGCAUCCAGAACCUUUCUGUUCUCAUCAGACAGAUUAAAGCCUACUAUCAGGAGACUCUCCAGCAGCUGGUGAUGAUGCCUUUACCAAAUGUGUUGGUCCUGGGCCGGAACCCUCUGUCUGAGCAAGGUCUGGAGGAGGUGGAAAAGCUGUUGCUGCUGCUACUAGGCUGUGCUGUCCAGUGUGAGAAGAAGGAAGAGUACAUUGAGUGUAUCCAGACUCUGGACUUUAACACCAAAGCUGCCAUAGCAUCCCACAUCCAAGAGGUGACUCAUAAUCAGGAGAACGUGGUGGACCUGCAGUGGUUGGAAAGUGGGGAAAUGCCUCCUGAGGACCUGGAUGGCCUCUCCAGAAACCUGGCUUUCCACCUCAAACGCCUGGUGGAUGAGAGGGACACACAGCUGGAGACUAUAGUGGAGUUAACCCAGGAGAGAGACUGCGUGCAGCUGUCUCCACUGGCUCCCUGGCCGACCCAGUCUCCCAGUGACUCCCCCAGUAUGAGGAGGACCGAAAGCCGACAGCACCUCUCUGUGGAGUUGGCUGAUGCCAAGGCCAAGAUCAGACGCCUUCGACAGGAACUGGAGGAGAAGAGUGAGCAGCUUUUGGACACCAGGCAGGAGCUUGAGAACAUGGAAGUGGAGCUCAAGAGGCUUCAGCAAGAGAGCUUCCAGUUGGCGUCAGAUGCCCGGUCGGCGCGGGCCUAUCGCGACGAGCUGGAUGCGCUCAGAGAGAAAGCGAUCCGCGUCGACAAACUGGAGAGCGAGCUGAGCCGAUACAAGGAGAGGCUUCACGACAUUGAGUUUUACAAGGCCAGAGUGGAGGAGCUGAAGGAGGACAACCUGGUCCUGUUAGAGACUAAGAGCAUGUUGGAGGAGCAGCUGGAUGCUAGCAGGACACGCUCCGACAAACUGCACCUCCUGGAGAAAGAGAGUCUGCAGCUCAAAUCCAAGAUCCAUGACUUUGAGAUGGAGCGGGACAUGGACCGUAAACGUAUGGAGGAGCUGUUGGAGGAGAACCUUGUGCUUGAGAUGGCCCAGAAACAGAGCAUGGACGAGUCGCUGCACCUGGGCUGGGAGCUGGAGCAACUAUCCAAGACGCCAGAUCUGACUGACGCCCCUCAGAAGUCUCUGGGCGCAGAGGUGAAUGAGCUGACCUCGAGCCGCCUGCUGAAGCUGGAGAAAGACAACCAGACCUUGCUGAAGACUGUGGAGGAGCUCAGGGGAGCAGCCAGUCAGGACACUGUGACAAAACUGGCCAAAGUCAGCCAGGAAAACCAGAAACUGAACCAGAAAUUGGAGCAGCUGGGGGGGGAACUGACAGCAGACAGAGAGUCGCUCCGCACCGCUGAAUCACUCAGUACGGACCUGAUGAAGGAAAAGGCUUUACUGGAGAAGACUCUGGAAACACUCCGAGAAAACUCUGAGAGACAGCUGAAGGGUCUGGAGCAGGAGAACAAGCACCUGUGCCAGACGGUGUCGUCUCUGCGCCAGCGCUGCCAGGUCGGAGCUGAGGCCCGGGUCAAGGAUGUGGAGAAAGAGAAUCGCGUUCUCCACGAGUCCAUCUGCGAGACAACCGCCAAACUUAAUAAGAUGGAGUUUGAAAGGAAACAACUACGUAAGGAGCUUGAAGUGGUGAAGGAGAAAGGUGAGAGAGCAGAAGAGUUGGAGAUUCAGAUGCAGAAGCUAAAAAGGGACAAUGAGAGCCUGCAGAAGAAAGUUGCCAGUCUUGGAAUCACCUGUGAAAAGGUGUCUUCCUUGGAGAAGGAGAACGCUGACCUGGAGGCAGAGGGCCGUCGUCUGAAGAAGAAGCUGGACACUCUGAAGAACAUGGCCUUCCAGCUGGAGAUGCUGGAAAAGGAAAACUCCCAGCUGGAGCAUGAAAACCUGGAGCUUCGGCGCUCGGCUGAGAGUCUCCGGUCAGCGGGGGCUAAGGCUGCUCAGCUGGAAGCCGAGAACCGGGAGUUGGAGAGUGAGAGGAGCCAGAUGAAGCGCAGCCUGGAGCUGCUCAAAGCCUCGUCCAAAAAGACGGAGAGAUUAGAGGUGAGUUACCAGGGCCUAGAUACAGAGAACCAGCGCCUGCAGAAGGCAUUAGAGAACAGCAGCAAGAAGAUUCAACAGUUGGAGGUCGAGCUGCAAGAGGUGGAGACUGAGAAUCAAACCCUCCAACGCACCCUGGAGGAGCUCAAGAUCUCCAGUAAACGCCUAGAGCAGCUGGAGCAAGAGAACAAGACUCUGGAGCAGGAAAGCUCCCAGCUAGAGAAAGACAAGAAGCUUCUGGAGAAGGAGAACAAGCGGCUGAGGCAGCAGGCCGAGAUCCGUGACUCCAAACUGGAUGACGACAACCAGCGGAUCUCCGCCUUGGAGAAAGAGAACCGGACCAUGGGCAAGGAGAUGAUCUUCUUCAGGGACUCCUGCACGAGAGUCAAAGACCUGGAGAGGGAGAACAAGGAGCUGGUCAAACUGGGCACUAUCGAUAAGAAGACCCUCAAUGCACUCAGAGAGGAGCUUGUGAGUGAGAAGCUGCGGACUCAGCAGAUGACUAAUGAUCUGGAGAAACUGACCCAUGAGUUGGAGAAGAUUGGACUGAACAAGGAGAGGCUGCUGCAUGACGAGAGCUCUGACUACAGGUUCAAGCUCCUGGAAACCAAACUGGAGUCGACUCUGAAAUCAUCUUUGGAGAUUAAAGAGGAGAAGAUCGCCGCCCUAGAGGCCAGACUGCAGGAGUCCUCCAACCUCAACCAGCAACUUCGCCAGGAGCUCAAGACAGUGAAGAAAAACUACGAGGCGCUGCGUCAGAGAGAGGAGGAGGAGAGGAUGGUGCAUAGCUCGCCCCCUAGAGGAGGGGAGGAGCCUCAGGUUGUCAGUAAGUGGGAGAAAGAGAGUCACGAAGCCACCAGAGAACUGCUGAAAGUCAAAGACCGACUCAUUGAGGUGGAGAGGAAUAAUGCCACACUGCAGGCAGAGAAGGCGGCCCUGAGGAGCCAGCUCAAACAGCUGGAAACUCAGAGCUCUAACCUGCAGGCUCAGAUAGUGGCCGUUCAGAGACAAACGGCUUCUUUACAGGAGAACAAUACAACGCUACAGACGCAGAACGCCAACCUGCAGGUGGAGAACUCCACCUUGAGCUCGAAGAGUGCGGCCCUCAUGGCUCAGAACGCCCAGCUGCAGAGCCAGCAGAGCAGUGUGGAGGGCGAGCGCGAGGGAGCUCUGAAGGAGAAAGAGGAGCUGAGGUCCACCUACGAGCUGCUCCUGCGCGAUCACGAGAAGCUGGCGGCGCUCCACGAGAGGCAGGCGGCCGAGUACGAAGCCCUGAUCGGAAAGCACGGGGGCCUGAAGAGCUCCCACAAGAGCCUGGAGCAGCAGCACAGGGACCUAGAGGACAAGUACAAGCAGCUCUUGCAGAGAAAGGGAGAGCUGGAGGAUCUGGAGAAAAAUCUGAAGGAGCAGCAGGACAAAAUAGCGCUGGAGAACCAAACUCACCAAGCCACAGCUGACCAGUACAAACAGCUCAAAGAAGAAAAUGAUAGGCUGAAUAACACCUACCGUCAGCUGGUGAAGGACAACGACAAUCUCCAGCUGGACCAUAAGAACGUAAAGAGCCAGCUGAAUAGCGCCAAGCUGGACCAGACCAAGCUGGAGGCCGAAUUCUCUAAACUGAAGGAGCAGUACCAGCAGCUGGACAUCACCUCCACCAAGCUCACCAACCAGUGUGAGUUGUUGAGCCAGCUGAAAGGAAACCUGGAGGAGGAGAAUCGCCACCUGUUGGACCAGAUCCAGACUCUGAUGCUACAGAAUCGCACGCUGCUGGAGCAGACCAUGGAGAGCAAGGACCUGUUCCACGUAGAGCAAAGACAAUACAUAGACAAACUGAAUGAGCUGAGGAGACAGAAAGAGAAGCUGGAGGAGAAGAUCAUGGACCAGUAUAAGUUCUAUGACCCCUCACCUCCACGCAGGCGUGGCAACUGGAUCACUCUGAAGAUGAAGAAGCUGAUCAAGCCGAAGAGCCGGGAGAGGAUGCGCUCUCUCACGCUGACUCCCUCCCGUUCAGAGUCCGGCGACGGUUUCCUGGUGUUUCCACCGGAUAGCCAGGACAGCUCGUCCAUAGGCUCUGGCUCCAACUCGCUGGACGACACACUCACACAAAAGAGGAGCAGCACUAUAAAAAGGUUGCCUUUCAUGAGGAACAGAUCCAAGGACAAAGACGAGGCCAAGGCCAUCUACCGGCGCUCUAUGUCCAUGAAUGACCUGUUGCAGACCAUGGCGGUGGCAGGUGGUCCAGGGGCUCAGUGGGCGAGCAGCAUCGAGAACCUAGACGGCGCCGAGGCGGGAGAUGCCGGCAUGACAGGGAGCAGCAGGCGCGGCGGGCAGCGCAUGAAGGAGCUCGCCUUUUCCACCAACGCCAUCGACUGUGCCGCCCUCACCUUGCCCACCGCAGGGCAUAGCAGGGCCAAGCACCGGCUCCAGGUCAAAGAUAAUGCUUCCUGUGAGGAUGUCGCCGGCUCCUUAGACGACCCCAAGAGUCAAGACCUGCAGGUGUAUAGCAGUGCUCUGUGUCCUUCUCCUGUUGAGCUGAUGUGCAGAGUGCCCUUUAGCAUCUGUUCCUGCAGACCCACCAGUCUCCAUAGCAACAGGACCACCAGUAGUAAUAUUAACAAUAACUCCCACCUCACUUCUCCUUUGGAGGGAAAAGGGAUGUUGAACGGCAGCCUCAGCAGGCCUCACAGUGAGAGCAGCGGAGAGUUCAGCCUGAGUCUGGACCAGGAGGUGUGGUCCAGCAGCGGCAGCAGCCCCGUCCAGCAGCCCAACUCCUUGCGCUCCUCCCACCAGAGCCCCCUGCAGCUGCGCAGGUUGCUCGACCCGCCCGCCGCCGCAGGCAGCCCCGGCCAGACCCAGGUCAGGAAGACGGGAUCCCCAGCUAACGAGGUGCUUUCCCUGCAGCAGUUCCUGGAUGAGGGUAUAGAUCCUGCAGAGUCUGGCAGUCAGGAGAACCUCACUGUAGACUCUCCUCGCCUCUCCACUUUCUCUGAGCAUGUGCAGAAAGAACUUACUUCCACCAAGGGACGAGGCAUAUUACGCUCAUCCAGUGGGAAAGCAGCGCUCAUCAGCUCUGAUCGCCCACCGAGAUCCACCGGACCACCAAGUCGCCCAACCCUGCGUAAGGCGGAGAGCACCCGUGUGAGAGGCUCUGCCCCGGUCCGCUCCAGCCUGUCAUCGCAGGGCAAAGCCACGUCCGUGUCCGGACGCCUGGAUGUGGCUUCCUCCACGCUGCCCCGGGCCAGCAGCGUCAUCUCCACUGCCGAGGGCACCACACGCCGCACCAGCAUCCACGACCUGCUGUCAAAGGACAACCGGCAGCCCGUGUCCGUCGACCCCUCUCCUCCCGUCGCCUCCACCGAGGCUGGGGUACGCUCCCAGCCUACACCCAGUGAGUACCACCCCAACAGCACCAGCCUAAAGGGACCCCUCACCACCACCACCCCCCUGCCCAAGUCACUCAGCUUACCUUGCCGUAGCUUGGAGGAUCCCGACCUCUCCACCCUCGAAUCUUUCCUGGGCCCUUCCUUCACUGUAGAGUCGGUGUUCAUGGACUCCAUUUUUAGUGAGUCGGCGGGCAAAAACCUCCCCUUCCUGUCUCUAAACCCCACCCUAGUCAGCAACAUCAGUGGGCCUCCUGCUACUAAUAAAACACACCCUCCUCCUGUCCCCAGCCAUAUAUCCACCCAAGACCAGGCCCCUCACAGCCAAUCAAAUGGCCAGAUGAGAUUCAGCCCAGCCAGUCUGGAAGAGUGUAACGAGGGUGUUGAUCCCAGUCGUGUGAAUAAUUCGGAGCAGUCACUGAGCCCAGAGGACAAGCAGUCUCUGUGGUAUGAGUAUGGCUGUGUGUGAAUGACAGGCAGAUCUUUUCACCAGACUUGGCGUAAAGAGGGGAGAAUGAAAAGAUGACAAAUUCUCCUCCUCUGCAUGUAUUUAUUGGAGCACUAUCUCUGUGUGGUGUAAUUGUUUCGUUCUUUUCUGUUUGCCAUGGUGCUGAUUGGUCAAUCGCUGGGUUUUUUUGUUGGUUUUUUUUGUCACUUCCUGUUUUCUGCCUUGUUUUUUUCUCCACGGUGGGAUUUUGAUGAAUGUUCUUUCAUCCAACAGCCAUAUUAUUGUUUCCUCAUCAGAUCUGUUUCACUGGCUAACACUAUACUAUUAUCUGCAGUUUGGGGUUAAUACAUCACAGUUGAGGUGUAGUAUUUGUGUUUAUAGCUUAAAGGGGACAUAUCAUGAAAAACUCACUUUUUCAGUGCUUGUGCACAUCCGUCUGGAGUGUCUACCAACCCACAAACUGUGAAAGAAGACAACCCAGUCAGUUUUUUGUCUAGAUCAGAAAACAUGUGAUUUCAACAAGCCAAUCAGAUUUGUCUCCCCUUCCUAUGUCACAUGCAGGAACAUUAGAAUAUACCGCCCACAGCUGGAGCACCUUGGCAAAGGUGCUCCCAUAGAAAUAGAAUAUAGGAGUAGAACGGACAUUCUCGUUUAAAUCAACCAAGCAGGAUGGUCAGAGUGGCGACCAUUUUUAUGUGUACCGUUGCCAUAGCGACCGUUGUAGCAGGCUGCCUUGCGCAAAAACUAAGCCAACUAGUGGCAAGUCGCAGACUCACUGAGAUGACUAAACAAGCAGUGGAGUAGUAACGUUAUGAAGCACAACUUAAUGUUUCAUCCACACACUCACAGCAGAGGAAAGCUCAUUGAGUGAUCAUCUGAGUGAUCAUCUUUGUCCGCUCGUUUUCUGUAUGCAGUGUGGCAUUGAAGCAUGGUGGAAUUAGCAAUAGCUAGCUAGCGGACAGCUGGCCGGUUAGCUCUUGCGCCAGGCUUUGAUGCUGCACUGAUUACGGAAAAAUGAGCAGAAUAGCGGGCUGGUGGCUGGCAUGCCGGUGGCCGGCAGGCCGGUGGGCCGGUGGCCAGCGGCAGCGCCAGGUCUAAACGAUCCCUUUACCUGGAGACAAGCUACCUAGCUAACUAAGCCAGUUGUCUCUGGGAGCUGCGUCCGUUCUCUUCCUGGCAAGCUGUGACCACACACUUCACUGCCCACUUCUGUCGGCUCCGUUAUCACCAUAACAACUAACAAUUAUCGGCGUUUUCUUUUGUACUAGUCAAAUUACCCCAGCAAACAGUUCAGUGACCCUUCUACUCCUAUUUUAUUUCUAUGGGUGCACCAUAUUUCUCUAGCAAGCCAAUCAGAACAGACUGGGGGUCUUAAAGAGACAGACGCUGAAAUGGAGCAUUUCAGACGGAGGGGGAAUCCAGGUAUAUUCAGACAGACAGGAGGAGAAAGACUGGGUGUUUUUGAACAUUACAGCAUGUAAACAUGUUCUACUAGAAACCCAAACUACAAGUAUGAACCUGAAAAUGAGCAUGAUAUGUAGAAAUAGUAGUCUCUGAUAGAGCAAAGCAUUGCGGGACAGAUCUCGUAGCUGCAAUUUCUUCAUUACAAAUCCUAAUGAAAAUGUUUCCAUGUGUCAGAUAAUAGAUUGACUUUCUACCCACUCUCUGUUUAUGAUGAUGUUUGGGUGACUGUCUGGUUCACUGCUUUCUAACUCGGUUGCAUCGUCCACUAAAUUGCACGGCUUUGUUCUGUCCGACCUGGAAUGCUAAUUUUGAUUGCUGUGAUCAAAAUGUUUAUCUUCUUUUUGUUUGUAUUAAUGGUAGUUAUGGUUUGUUUUUGUAUAUUUGACACCUUUUCUGUAUUUUCUUUUAUAUAAUAUUAACGGGAGCAUUUGCUCUGCGGGUUUUGAUCUGGUGGGUCUUAACUGACAUCUUGGGCUGAUGACAAAAUGAUGAAGCUUCAUUCCCUAAAUGAUCUGAGGGAAGGUAUGGUUGGUUAGUGAAAGGUGACAGAUAAGGUAGUGGAGGGUGACCAGGGUGUAGGGCUGUCCAGAAUACGAGUGAUGGCGAGAUAGAGCUUCAUGAAGCUAUGAAGCUCUCCAGCAAAUAGAUUUUCAAAAGGGUUCAUUUCACGAGGCUUCAUCUGGGCUUCAUGUGCACACAAAACAGUAAAACAGGCCGAUAUAUUCCAGAUAUGUGGCAGUGGUUUAACCGGGCACAGGGCAGUGAAUGUGCUUGUGUAACUAUAGGAAAAUGACUAGAGAUGUUUUUAUUCAGGAAUAGUAAAUUCUCAACUGUAUUUCAUCUUCGGGCGUCUUCAAUGACAUCAUUAGUCUAAAACGAUAAAGCCUCGAUACGCGCUUCACAGAAAACUUCCUGGAUUACUCGACACGCUGCGUAGCCUCGGCACAGCCCGUAACAUCACUACAGAAUACAAUUUUGGCCUCAAAACUUCGGUGAGAAAUAUAUGAAUGUAUUGGAAGUUUUGUGUUCUUCUUACUGUCGUCACUGCUAUACACACGUGCACGUCUAAACACAACAAACAGCGAUAUCCGUCUGAGAAUAACUACUAACAAUUAAUGUUGAAUAUGAGUAAUGAAUAAUGUUGUGGAUUAUUCAUUAUUUCAUGGGCAUUUGGGGAUUUAUACAUUAUUAUUACAUACUUUUAUAUAAAAAAGAGGAAGAAAAAAAACCUUGAAGCAUUUGAAUAGUGAUUUGGAGAUUGAUUACCAUGGCAACGGUCAAAGCUUGGAAGCAUUCGGGUCAUCCCUACCAGGGUGAUUAUUAUGUUUUCAUUUAAGGCAACCAUUUAUAGUUAUUAUAUAGUAAGUUGAGAAUAGUUUUCAGUGGUCAGAUUGUUUUGUGAAUGAAGCAAACAUCAUUUCUUUUGGUGUCUGGAAACUUGUAUUUACUCACUGCGACGCACCACAACUUGAGAAUGGAUCAUUUUUGAUUAUGUAUUUUAGACUGACAAGAUCUUGUACAGAUUGUUGUAAUCAUUAACUUCUAAUCAAAGACGAGCACUGCUUCCUGUGCCGAUACUAGUAGUCCUGUCCUCCUCUACAUCCUUAUUUAUUUCUGCUUUGUACUCUACUUGCUGUUUAGAAGCUGUUUUAAUGUAUUUAUCUUAAUCCACAGUAUAUGCAGUAAAGUGUAAAUGGACAUUUCUUGUCACUGUUUACAGAUGUAACAUAAACACUGCCUUUGUCCUACAGAUGUGGAGGGCAGAAAGGCUAAAAGCAGGAGCGGGGAGCCGCAGCAAAGCUGCUAAGCCCCGCCCCCACCACCCUCGUCUGUCUGCUACCAUGCUGUGAGUGCGUGGUGAGUGAGCGCUGCUCGAGCGGGAGGAAGAGGGAUCGGGGUGGGGGGGUCGUUCUUGUCUCCAUGGGAACAUAAAACAUGGUGUAACAGAUGUCGUCCAUCCUGCCGUGCACUUGCUUCCCCUGCUUCUCCCCCCGUCCCCCCUCACUGUCCUGUCCGUCGCCCCACCGUCCCUGUGGUGCCAAACGCCUGUUCACAGAGCCUGAUGGGACCCCGGUCUGCAUGGCAUAUGGGCCGCUGUUACUCUGAGGGGCUGAACGCUUUGCCUGUUUGUGUCCCCAAAUCCCAACAAGAGGAGGUAUGUGACUCCAGUACGUCAGCGUGUCCCUCCUCCAUGAUGCUCCUUGUGUUGUUGGUGAAGGUGACUGCUGAGUGAUGGUCCUACUGGUGAACAAAAUAGACCCUUUGUUGUUUUCAGGCUGCUUGUUGUUGCUGCAUGGCUUCAGUGUAGUGCUGAAAUCCUUCCCCCUUCUCGUUCCCCUGACAAUGCAUGUAGAUCCAGGCUGGCUGCUUCCUUCUGUCUCCUCUUGUAUAUCACUGUCUACGGAUACACUUUCUGACUUUUAAUCUUCUUUUUUCUGUCUCUUUUACUUUGUGUAAUGUUCUUUUUUGUUUCUUUCAACUUUCUAAUCUGUGUCCUUUUCUUUCUUCUCUUACUCUUUCAUCUCCUAUUUGCUUGCCUGGGACUCAAAGAGAAAGGUGGCCUUGGAGCUGUGUGUCUGAAGCCUAGUAAAGUUAAUCUGCUGAGUCUGUCUACAGUGAGAAAAGAUUGUAUAUCCAAGUUUUCCUCCCUUUUUGUUUGUUUUUUUCAACCCGGGACACUUCAGUAGAGAAAAGUGGCUUCCUUCUCUGUUUACUUUUUCUUCCUUGAAUCAAGGAAACAGAAAAAUCCUAGGAAAUGUUGCUGUGACAGUUUCUUUUCUUCUAUAAAGACUAAAGCUGUGGCAGAUUCCACUGCCACAUGUCCUUCAGUGUGACGGACUGCUAGAUGUGCACUAGUCUCUACGGACUAAAAUACAUGCCAAUGUUCACACAACAGCCAAAAGGGCGAUCUUAAACCAGACUGAUGGAUCAUCUGUGCAACUUCAAAGUCAGCCGGACCUCCCUCUGCCCAACGCCAUGAUCAUAAAAUGUCUUUUUAUGAGUGGGCAGCACGGACAAGCAAAGACGACUUUCAGUCAGACUCGUACACAUCAUUUUCAGAGCAUGUCUGCACCGAACAUUUCCCACUCAACCUGCUUUCGGACUGAAGAAUCACAAUCUGCAUAGAGCAAUCAAUCAGCCCACUUCCUUUGUCCAAUCAGAGAGGAGGACGACGUUCAGUGGGGACUGCACUUGGACAGGAAGCCAUGAUUGGCGUCUGUUGCCUGCCAAUCACGACUGAUGGCUGUGUGAUCUGAGAGAGACUAAUCAUGGGAGUUUUCCAGGUCACCUAUAUAACAGUUGGCAGCCAUGGCUCAUGCCACCACACACACACACACACACCCUGAAAUAAACUACACACUCUUCAUCCUACAGUAGCUUAAAUCAUAUAUCAUCUAAAUCAUCUCAUUUAUCGCUCCCCAUCCUGCCAUGAGAAGGAAAGACAGUGAAAGCACACUUCCAGUUAACUUCAUACAGUAUGGUGCAUUUACUUCCCUCAGUAUACUGUAGGUGACCUGUGACCUACCCUGUACGUGCACAUUGCUGUUGCUGUGUUGAACAUGAUGGUGAUGAUGAGACCCAGUGUUUUCCUCCUUUUCCACUUUUUACAUAAAUCCAUUUGAUGUAAUUAAAAUCCAUCAAGACUA